AUGGCAAUCUGGGACUCUCUAAAAUCUCCAAGGGCCUUCACGCUCACUUCUGAUGCUUUCAGUGGCCUUUUUCAGCUAGCCAAGGUGGAGCAACAACCGCAAACUCAUGAAGCCCAAAGACCAGCCAACAAGUGUAUAAAUCAGCUGAUCUUUGUGGCCUUUGUUUCCCUCAGAUCUCUGGAGCAGCUCCUGGUGUCUCUGCAGUGGGGCAGACAGCAGACGUACUACCCCAGUGCUCAGCCUCUCAGCAUAGGAGAGCUUGCAGCAGCCAAUCACAAGCUAGCAGAUACAAUCAAAUCCCGCCUUCUGGGAAACAGCAGCAGCAACGGGGUGAAAAACAACAGUGCAGCUGAGCAGCUCUGCAGCACACCAGCUGAGAAGAUGGCUGAGAAGAUGCUGCAGAUUCUGGACCCCAUCUCUUGUUCAGAAAACAAAGCAGAGUGCGAGCUGAUGGAUUCCUCCUCCUCCAACUUCCUGAACAGCAAGAAGAGCAUUGGAAGGUUUCACCCGUACACCCGCUAUGAGAACAUUACUUUUAACUGCUGUGAGCGCUGUAGCGGAGACAUCCUGGUGCUGUAGAGGUGAGACGGGGCAGCAGGGUUCAUUUUUGAAAGAUUCAGGGACUAUUGAUGCUACUAUAUUUAAUGAGGCUUUUUUCACAAAAGAAAACUUGGAUGGUGUAGUUUUACUACCAUGAUAAGUAAUUAUUCCAUUUCCACCAUUUCAGAUCUUCUGUACUGAUAUUAACUCACUCCAGCUUAAAGAAUCCACAGAAAUGUUGAUUAAAUUGAAUAUUUUGCUGGGUGGGAUACAAAUGUGACUAGAAAGAAAUGCAUUUCAUGUCAGUGUUGCAUAAUGAGCACACACAGUGUGUCUUUUUCUGAUUGAGAAAAGUGUUUAUUAUCUUUUAUUUGAUUUUUUUGUCUAAUGAAAACUGUUAGACUGAAACAGCUAAGAUGAGCAAGAAGAAAGAGCAGAAAUCCUGCAGGAUGUUUACAGUAGAUGGUGCUCACUGUGACCUUAUAUGAAAAGAAAUCUAACUUUGUAAUUGUGUUACAGUAAUGUUAAUAAUAUAUGCAUAUGUGUUUUUGAGAGCUUUAAAGAUAUUGUUAUACUUA
Molecule: messenger RNA, 1118 nt
Organism: Oryzias melastigma (Indian medaka)
Lineage: Eukaryota; Metazoa; Chordata; Actinopteri; Beloniformes; Adrianichthyidae
Product: golgin-45-like
Exons: 4
Coding region: 1-579 (192 amino acids)
Biological process (GO): Golgi to plasma membrane protein transport; Golgi organization
Cellular component (GO): Golgi membrane
Source: RefSeq, a predicted model, not a curated record